Molecule: messenger RNA, 552 nt
Organism: Cetraspora pellucida
Lineage: Eukaryota; Fungi; Glomeromycota; Glomeromycetes; Diversisporales; Gigasporaceae
Source: the annotation of a GenBank genome assembly
AUGAAGGAUCAAGUUAAUGCCAGAAUAAGGUUAGCAAUAACGAAAGUUACUACAUUGAUGUCAAGCGCCAAUUUUCUAGGUUCACAACUACAACUUGCACAGCAAAAGGGUGAUGAAAUUCCGAGUUCCGAUCAAAUAGUUGAGCGAGCAAAUUAUAAAUUACAACAACUUGAAUUGGCUGCACUUCUUAAAUUAGGUGUUUACCGUUUAUUGUUACGUAACUUUUAUGAAAUUUCAUAUGUGGAUAAUAGUCAAUUCGCAUCAAUGUUGUCUUUAUCAUCACGACGUUCGUUGCAAGAAUAUCUUGCUUGGGAAGAUGAACCUUCAGUACGUCCUUCGGACAUAGAAAUGCAACAAAAACUUAAAGCUCUUUUUAAUGAGCAUGUAUUUUCUAAAGGAAUUUCACCUCAAAUACAUCCUAAAAAAAUCGAUCCUGGUGAUAUCCCAAAUUUAGAACUUCCAAGAACUUUCCAAGAAAAAGUUUGCAUCACCAAUUCUCAACAAUCUAAUGACAAUUUGAAACAUCUGACGAAUUUGGUGGUUUUGAUUUAG